This is a messenger RNA of Ahaetulla prasina, 12198 nucleotides long. It is a transcript of the gene ABCA1, whose product is annotated as ATP binding cassette subfamily A member 1. Gene Ontology annotation, biological process: lipid transport; transmembrane transport. The transcript has 50 exons. Gene Ontology annotation, molecular function: lipid carrier activity; ATP binding; ABC-type transporter activity. The record is from RefSeq and is a predicted model, not a curated record. Gene Ontology annotation, cellular component: intracellular membrane-bounded organelle; membrane. The coding region runs from base 377 to 7135 and encodes 2252 amino acids. Lineage: Eukaryota; Metazoa; Chordata; Lepidosauria; Squamata; Colubridae.
UGGAGCGGCAAAGGGAAGCGGAGUUUGACCGAUAAUAACCCCGCUGUACAAGCGCCGGCGGGGGUUCUAUAUAAGGCUCAUCUGGCUCGCCAUCGCCUGCUUUCCUUGAGUCACGGUUUGGGGGAGCGCGCAAGAGUUGAGGUGCCUGCUGGCCACCCUCUACUCACCAGCACCACCACAUUCCCCUUCUCCCCCCCCCCACCCCCAUUUAGCGCCGGAAAGCUGUCGGGCAUCGUCGACGACUCGCCCGGCCGUCAGUUGGAUCUAAAAGACCAGAAAGCCCCCAUCAAAACUGGCGAGCAGUUGAUGAGCAGCCACAGGGUUUCUGCUGUGUGCUGUUGCCAUCGGUGGUGCUCCUGGAGUGUACGGUGGGAAGAUGGCAUUCUGGACACAGCUGGGUUUGCUACUAUGGAAGAAUUUCACUUAUAGGAGAAGGCAGACGGUCCAACUACUGAUUGAAAUCACUUGGCCAUUGUUUAUCUUCUUUAUUCUGAUGUCUGUGAGACUGUCUUAUCCACCUUACGAGCAACAUGAAUGUCAUUUUCCAAACAAGGCCAUGCCUUCGGCUGGAACUCUGCCCUGGGUCCAGGGGAUUAUCUGUAAUGCCAACAAUCCUUGCUUUCGUUCCCCGACACCUGGGGAGACACCCCGCAUUGUUGGCAAUUUUAAUGAAUCUAUUGUUUACCGAUUGUUCAACGAUGCCAAACGCUUGCUAUCGUUUAGCCAGGACAGCAGCAUCAAGGAUGUACCGCAAGUGUUGAGAAAAGUGCUGAAAUUUGGGAAAUUUGCCUCAGGUGUCAAAGUUCAGGAUUUUCUGGUUGUCAAUGAGACAUUCUCUGAAUUUCUCCACCACAAGGCUUCCCUAUCGCAGCCUGAUAUAGAUGAAAUCCUGAAUGCUGAAGUCAAUCUCCAACAGAUCAUUACAUCUGGUUUCCGGAUAAGUGUGGAAGACUUGUGCAAUUCCACCAGGCUGUCAGAACUGGUUGCUGUCAAUAAUGGAAGUUGGGCCUUAAUUUGCUCUAUGCCAAAGGAACAACUUGCUUCUCUAGAAAGAGCAUUUCAGGAUAACAUGGACUUCAUAAAGCCACUUAUGAAAGGGAUAAACUUUAAUUCAACCCUGGAGGAUGUUAACGGAACUUUGGAGAUGCUGACGCAGAGCCUGGGGAACCUUCUUAAAGAGUUAGUGAGCAUGAGAAGUUGGAGUGACAUGAGACAAGAGGUGAUGUUCCUGACCAAUGUGAAUUCCACAAGUUCUUCUGCUGAUAUCUACCAGGCGGUAUCUCGAAUAGUUUGUGGCCACCCUGAGGAAGGGGGAUUGCAGAUCAAGUCCUUAAACUGGUACGAAGACCAGAAUUACAAAGCAUUCUUUGGAAGCAACAGCUCUGAAGACGAUGCCAUGGAUUUCUAUGAUAACUACACUACACCUUUCUGCAAUAGCUUAAUGAAGAAACUGGAAUCCAACCCACUUUCCAGGAUUAUCUGGAGGGCCCUGAAACCUUUGCUUGUUGGAAAAGUCUUGUAUAGCCCUGAUACGCCAGCAACAAGGACAAUUAUGUCAGAGGUCAACAAGACAUUCCAAGAGCUAGGUGUCUUCCAUGAACUUGGAGGCAUGUGGGAAGAGAUUAGACCAAAAAUAAAAACUUUCAUGGAAGAAAGCCAGGAGAUGGAUCUGAUUCGGGUUUUGCUGAAGAGUGAGUACCUUUGGAACCAAUACAUGGUUGAUUCAAAAUGGAGCAGGGAGGAGGUUGCCCAGUUCCUGGCAAAACACCCUGAGGAUGUUGGUCCAGUGAAUGGCUCUAUUUACACCUGGAGGGAUGCAUUCAAUGAAACCGAUCGAACCAUUAUGACUAUUUCCCAUUUUAUGGAAUGCAUCAAUUUGAACAAGUUGGAAGCUGUGCCUGAUGAAGGGUGGCUUGUCAGCAAAUCCAUGGAACUGCUGGACCAGAGACGAUUCUGGGCUGGCAUAAUUUUCCCUGAAAUUGCUCCUAAAAGUGUGGAUUUGCCCCAUCAUGUCAAGUAUAAGAUACGGAUGGAUAUCGACAACGUGGAAAGGACCAACAAAAUUAAGGACAAAUUCUGGGACCCAGGUCCUCGAGCUGAUCCUUUUGACGACAUGCGCUACAUUUGGGGAGGCUUCACUUACUUGCAGGAUGUAAUAGAGCAAGCAAUCAUCCGGACUUUGACAGGCUCCGAGAAGAAAACUGGUGUCUAUGUUCAGCAGAUGCCUUAUCCAUGUUACGUGGAUGACAUAUUCUUGCGUGUCUCGAGCCGGUCAAUGCCUCUUUUCAUGACUUUAGCGUGGAUCUACUCAGUAGCGGUGAUCAUCAAGGGGAUUGUAUAUGAGAAGGAAGCUCGGCUGAAAGAGACAAUGAAGAUCAUGGGCCUCAACAAUGGCAUCCUCUGGCUUAGCUGGUUCAUUAGUAGCUUCAUCCCCAUUCUCAUGAGUGCAGGGCUUCUGACAUUCAUCCUUAAGAAGGGAAACUUGCUGCCCUACAGUGACCCCACUGUGAUUUUCGUCUUCUUGUCUCUCUUUGGUGUAGUAACCAUUUCACAGUGCUUCCUCAUCAGCACCUUCUUCUCCAGAGCCAACAUAGCAGCUGCCUGUGGAGGAAUUAUCUAUUUUACUCUUUAUUUGCCUAAUGUCUUGUGUGAUGCCUGGCAGAGCUAUAUCGGUUUCUCUGUCAGAAUAUUUGCAAGUCUACUUUCUCCUGUUGCCUUUGGAUUUGGCUGCGAGUAUGUUUCCCUGUUUGAAGAACAGGGGAUUGGGUUGCAGUGGGACAGUUUCUUUGAAAGCCCUGUGGAAAAUGACAACUUCAGCUUGACCAUAUGUAUAUUCAUGAUGGUGCUGGAUAGCUUGUUGUAUGGCAUUAUGACUUGGUACAUUGAGUCUGUUUUUCCAGGUCAGUAUGGCAUUCCCAGACCUUGGUACUUCCCCUUUAUGAAAUCCUAUUGGUUUGGUGAGGAAUCUGGGGGACAGUGGCUCCCUUCUCAUGCUGCAGGAUCCUCAGAAAUUUGUAUGGAAGAAGAGCCAAGCCAUCUUCCCCUUGGAGUCUCCAUUAAGAACUUGGUGAAAGUUUACCGUGAUGGCAAGAAGCUGGCUAUAGAUGGUCUUACACUGAAUUUCUACGAAGGGCAAAUUACCUCCUUCUUAGGGCACAAUGGAGCAGGAAAAACUACCACAAUGUCCAUUUUGACCGGCUUAUUCCCCCCAACCUCAGGCACAGCCUUCAUCCUGGGUAAAGAUAUCCGUUCUGAACUCAACAGUAUCCGGAAGAAUCUGGGUGUUUGUCCUCAACACAAUGUCUUGUUUGAUGAGCUGACGGUGGAAGAACACAUUUGGUUUUACGCACGCCUGAAAGGUCUGCCGAAAAACUUGGUGAAAAAGGAAAUGGAACAAAUGGCUAUAGAUGUAGGCUUGCCUCACAAACUCAAAUCUAAGAUAAGCCAACUCUCCGGUGGCAUGCAGAGAAAACUUUCAAUAGCUCUGGCCUUUGUAGGUGGUUCUAAAGUUGUCAUUCUUGAUGAGCCAACAGCUGGAGUGGAUCCGUAUUCCCGAAGAGGAAUCUGGGAGUUGCUCUUGAAAUAUCGACAAGGUCGCACUAUCAUUCUCUCCACCCACCACAUGGAUGAGGCAGACAUCCUUGGAGACCGAAUUGCCAUCAUAUCUAAUGGCAAACUCUGUUGCGUUGGCUCUCCAUUAUUCCUGAAGAACCAGCUGGGCACAGGAUACUACCUGACCUUAGUGAAGAAGGAUGUGGAUUCCUCACUCAGCUCCUGUAGAAACAGCAGCAGCACAAUAUCUUACCUGAAAAAGGAUGACAGUGUUUCGCAGAGUAGUUCUGAUGCUGGCCUUGGGAGUGAUCAUGAAAGUGACACCCCAACAAUAGAUGUCUCUGCAAUUUCUAAUCUGAUUAUGAAGCACGUCCCGGAAGCAAAGCUGGUGGAGGACAUUGGCCACGAGUUAAGUUAUGUUUUGCCCUAUGAAGCUGCCCGAGAAGGAGCUUUUGUGGAGCUGUUUCAUGAGAUUGAUGACCGCCUCUCUGACCUGGGUAUUUCCAGCUAUGGCAUUUCUGAGACUACCUUGGAAGAAAUUUUUCUCAAGGUGGCAGAUGAUAACGGUGUGGAUGCAGAGACUUCAGACGGCACAUUACCCGCUAGACGAAACCGAGUCUUUGGAGACCGACAAAGCUGCCUUCGCCCAUUCACAGAGGAUGAUGCUUUUGAUCCCAAUGAUUCUGACAUAGAUCCAGAGUCUCGGGAAACUGACCUUCUGAGUGGGAUGGAUGGCAAAGGAUCCAGUCAGAUGAAAGGCUGGAAGCUGACCCAGCAACAGUUUGUAGCUCUGCUUUGGAAGCGGCUACUUAUUGCCAAGCGCAGCAGAAAGGGCAUUUUUGCUCAGAUUGUCCUCCCUGCCAUCUUCGUUUGCAUUGCUCUUGUGUUUAGUCUGAUUGUUCCACCCUUUGGAAAAUAUCCCAGUCUUGAAUUGCACCCAUGGAUGUAUGAUGAGCAGUAUACAUUUAUCAGCAAUGAUGCCCCAAAAGACCCUACUACUCAAAAGCUUUUGAGCGCUCUUCUCAGCAAACCUGGUUUCGGGACCCGUUGCAUGGAAGGAUACUCCAUUCCAGGGGCUCCUUGUUCUGUGGGAAAAGAAGCGUGGAGCCAAGAUCCAGUGCCUGAGAAUCUCAUGGAAAUCUUCCAGAAAGGCAAUUGGACAAUGAAGAAUCCUUCCCCAUCGUGCAUAUGCAGCAAUGACAAAAUCAGGAAAAUACUUCCAGUGUGCCCUGCUGGGGCUGGUGGCCUACCUCCUCCCCAGAGAAUCCAGGAGACCACCGAUAUUCUGCAGAAUCUGACGGGGCGCAACAUUUCUGACUAUUUGGUGAAGACUUAUGCACAGAUCAUUGGAAAAAGUUUGAAGAGUAAGCAUUGGGUCAAUGAGUUCAGAUACGGUGGCUUUUCUUUGGGAGCUGGUGGGUCUAUUUUGCUUCCUCAUCAUGAAGAAGUCAAUGACGCCAUCAAUCAAGUGAAGAAAAUCUUGGAAAUUGCCAAGGGGAGCGCUGCUGAACGGUUUCUGAACAGCUUCCAGAACUUCAUGAAAGGCCUGGACACAAGUAAAAAUAUUAAGGUGUGGUUUAACAACAAAGGCUGGCAUGCCGUUGGCGCUUUUAUCAAUGUGAUCAACAAUGCCAUCCUCCGCGCCAACCUACAAGCUGGAGAGAAUCCAAGCAACUAUGGCAUUACGGUCUUCAAUCACCCACUGAACCUCACCAAGCAGCAGCUCUCUGAAGUUGCCCUGAUGACUACUUCGGUGGAUGUUUUGGUCUCCAUUUGUGUCAUCUUCGCCAUGUCCUUUGUUCCAGCCAGCUUUGUGGUUUUCUUAAUCCAGGAACGUGUCAGUAAAGCCAAGCAUCUCCAGUUCAUAUGUGGUGUGAAACCAGUGAUCUACUGGGCAGCCAAUUUUGUAUGGGAUAUGUGCAACUACAUCAUUCCAGCAACUUUGGUCAUCAUCAUCUUUAUCUGCUUUCAGCAGAAAUCCUAUGUAUCCUCAACCAACCUCCCAGUGUUGGCACUCCUGCUUUUGCUCUAUGGGUGGUCCAUAACACCCCUCAUGUACCCAGCAUCUUUUAUAUUCAAGAUUCCUAGCACGGCAUACGUGGUGCUGACCAGCGUAAACCUCUUCAUUGGCAUCAAUGCGAGCGUAAUCACUUUCGUCCUUGAACUAUUCACCAGCAGUAAAUUCAGCAAUAUCAAUGACAUCCUGAAGUCCGUGUUCCUCAUCUUUCCACACUUCUGCUUGGGGCGGGGCCUAAUUGACAUGGUGAAAAACCAAGCAAUGGCAGAUGCCCUCGAAAGAUUUGGUGAGAAUCGUUUUGUCUCCCCUCUCUCCUGGAACCUAGUUGGGAGGAAUCUUUUUGCCAUGGCUAUAGAAGGAGUUGUGUUCUUUCUCAUCACGGUGUUGAUCCAGUACAGGUUCUUUAUCAAGUCUAGGCCUAUCAGUGCAAAGCUUCCACCUGUAAACGAAGAGGAUGAGGAUGUGAUUAGAGAAAGGCAGAGGAUCAUUGGUGGUGGUGGGCAGAGUGACAUAUUAGAAAUCAAAGAAUUAACCAAGAGGUACAGAAUGAAACAGAAACCUGCUGUGGAUAGAAUCUGUGUUGGAAUCCCUCCUGGAGAGUGCUUUGGGCUCCUGGGCGUGAAUGGCGCUGGGAAAUCUUCCACUUUUAAGAUGUUGACUGGAGACACUGAUGUUACAGGAGGAGAUGCUUUUCUGAAGGGAAACAGCAUUUUGUCUAACAUCGAAGAAGUCCAUCAGAACAUGGGCUAUUGUCCUCAGUUUGAUGCCAUUCAGGAAUUGCUGACUGGGCGAGAGCACCUGGAAUUCUUUGCGCUCUUAAGGGGAGUUCCUGAGAAAGAAGUCUGCAAGGUUGGUGAAUGGGCUGUCCGUAAACUAGGCCUUGUAAAAUAUGCUGAAAAAUAUGCCGGCACCUACAGUGGUGGGAACAAGCGCAAGCUGUCUACUGCAAUGGCCCUAAUUGGGGGGCCUCCUGUGGUCUUCCUGGAUGAGCCAACUACAGGAAUGGAUCCUAAGGCCCGCCGCUUCCUUUGGAACUGUGCCUUGAGCAUCAUCAAAGAAGGAAGGUCCGUGGUCCUUACAUCUCACAGCAUGGAAGAAUGUGAGGCCCUCUGCACUCGAAUGGCAAUCAUGGUGAAUGGGCGGUUCAGGUGCCUUGGCAGUGUCCAACACCUGAAGAACAGAUUUGGAGAUGGCUACACAAUAAUUGUACGAAUAGCAGGGGCGAACCCUGACCUAACCCCUGUUGAGAACUUCUUCAAGCUUGCUUUUCCAGGAAGCGUGCUGAAGGAGAAGCAUCGCACCAUGCUGCAAUAUCAGCUCCCAUCAUCUCCAUCAUCCCUGGCUAGGAUAUUUAGCAUCCUCUCCCAGAACAAAAAGAGACUCCACAUAGAAGACUACUCCGUUUCCCAGACCACGCUUGACCAAGUAUUUGUAAACUUCGCCAAGGACCAAAGCGAUGAUGACCACACAAAAGACUUGUCGUUGCACAAAAACCAGACUGUGGUAGAUGUAGCUGUUUUGACUUCUUUUUUGCAAGAUGAGAAGGUGAAGGAAAGCUGCGUAUGAAUACCCUUUCUCAGAAGGACGCAAUAGGCGCACUGAGCAGAAGCAGAAGGGGGAAAUGUUCGUCCUUUCUGUAUUAUGGAUGGGAUCUUCCCAAGUGGAAACAGAUCGAGGCCGAGGAGAUGGAGAUGGAAAUUAUAAAUGGGACGUCGUACUGGUAAUCAUUCAAUGCAAUGCAAUUCAAUGCAAAUGAAACAAUAUUCCAUUACAGAGGCAGGGCCUCUGGGAGAUGUUGCCUUGUUGUACUGUUCUCUAGUGAAAGACUUGAAUUUAGCUAUUCUUACAUUAUAAUUCUGUGAAACUCUAAUAUGGUGCCACCUGCUGCUACGUUGUCUUCUGCCAUACUCCCAGUUGUUUCUACUUAGUAUGUUGUGUGUUAAGAAUUACGUUAACAACAGUUCAGAGAUUUGUGGCCAGUGAUUUAUUUAUUCACCAUGCUAAGGUAGGCACAGUCCCUCCGCACAGGGAAAGGAACUGCUUGGGCACCACAUCAUUGCUGGCAAUGAAUGCAUCAACAGAACCAGUGACCAGCAGUCACUCCCAGUGCGAUAUUGUGGCCUUAUUUAAGUAUUAGCUAUUGGCCUGGUUGACCCAUACAUGCUUGAGGGGACUGGUAUGACAACCAUUAGGGGGUCUUAGUAGUGGGCCAUGAAGCACACCGUCAAAACAGGCUACUUUGAAUUCAAUGUUUCUUAAUGGCUUGUAGGAGAAUCAACGAACAAAGCAUCCAAGAUAAUUUAUGUCCUAAUGGUAUGGUGACCAAUUGCUUGUUUUUCCCCCUUUGCUUUUGUUGUGGAAUAGCUUUUGCUAUUUUUAAGUUUCUUUACUUAAGCUUGAUUGCUGAUAUGUCUAUUUUCUUGUAAAAGUACUAUCUGCAGGAGAGACUCGGCAAUCUCUGAAGAACUCUCUAUUAUCACCCAUAGUAGAGUAUCUUGUUUUCCUGCCUACCACAAAAUACCUAAAUGCAUAUAGCAUUAUUUCCAUCAAUGUUGAAAAUCUUCAGUUACAUCAUCACCUCUGUACUGGUUUUCAUAUAAUUUUAAACCAUACAAUGGGGACCUCCAACUUUGCCUAGCAGAGAUGAUGUUUCAGGGUUGAGGUUGGAGAAAGCCCUCUGGGAAAAAACAACAACAGCUGGGGGUCUUGAAGUCUUGAGUUUCCAUAGUCCUUCCAUUUCUCUUACUCCAUGGCUUUUAUGUGGCACAUACACUGAUCUCCUACUCCAGAUAUGGAUUGAAGGUAGGCAUUAAAAGUUGGAUAUGUGGAUGACAAGCAACUAAUAAAUAUAUAUAUUUUUAAAAAAAUAUGGUUCAUUUUUCAGCAACUGUUUAUUUGGAAAUUUAUAUGGAAGCUUUUUUUUUUCAGUCAGCCCUGAUAGUAUCUUUAAAUAAAAAGCUAAGAGAAGCAAAAUGGCUACAAACAUCUUUUUGUAGUACUGGAUAACAAACCAAUACUUGUGCUUAUCACAGCUGGCAUAUACUAAUAUUUCAGACAUGUCCCAAGCCAGGUAAAAUUCUGAAAUGAUUAGUUGCACUAAGUCCUUUUGAAGUCAGCAGGACAUCAAUCUGGAUCCUGUGCACUCUGUUUUUGCACCCAACUUUCAAUGACCUGCAAUUUAGUUUCUUUUUCUUUCUCUGUCUCUCUCUCUCUCUCUCUCCAUAUAAGUAGCUAUUUUUUCUACAAAUAUAAAUGCUCUAUUUUAGUAUAAAUUUAAAACACAUUUGAAAAUUUAACACAAUUCAAACGGAGGUAAACAUUAACUGUACAAUCCCUUGACACAACAGUAAGUCAAAAAACAACUGGCUUGGAGUUAAAUGACGGCUGUGCAAAUUUGCAAUGUAAGGCUGAAAUCCUAUGCAGGGUGACCUGGCAGUUAGCUCUACUGAUCACAAUGGGACUUCGGUACAGGAAUCAUCGCAUAUUCCUGUUGCUUUCAGUGGGGAGCAUUGAAAUCCUUACUGAUCUGUUUCAUUAGAAAUAAUGAUUUCUAGAAGUGCUUCUUGCUAAUAAUGGAGAUCCAGGCUAGGUUGGCUUCACACAAAAUACUAGUAAAUCACUGCAUACAAAUUUUCUUUUGUAUCAGAUAAGUUAGCCAAAAUUAACCUAAUUUAGGGGUGUCAAAACUCGAUUUCAUUGAGGGCUACAUCAGGUUUGACAGGGGGUGGGGCGUGACUCGACGUCCUGCAGCCCACUGCCAGCAAAAAUGGAGCCUGGAGCCAGAUCUAAGCAUCCUGCAGGCCAGAUCCAGCCCACGGGCCUUAGUUUGACACCCCUGUCCUAUCUGCUCUCUGUGGUAUGAUAUAAAAUCUCUGGUCAAGGAACCGAGCAAGAUUAUUUACUUCAUGUUAUGUGAUUAAAAUUGCUGUUAUCCUUCUGCAGUAUUUGUGAUACUGUAAAGAUAGUUUCAUAUGAAUAUAUUUCUUACAGAAGUUAAUACUUAUAGUAAGUCCCUAUUACUGUGCUUUUCCUCCCAGUUCUGUUCCAGUCCCUUCCCUUCUCUAAUAUGAUUGGUCCUUCAUUCCAAGCACUUUAUGCUGGCUGUAAUGGGAUCUAUUUUUGCACUGGAAUAUCUUAUAAACUUUGCAAAACAAUAGUUUCACAUAUACGCAAAAACAAUCUUUUAAGUUAAAAAUCUUUCAAUGGACAUUUUCAUGGAAAAACAAAUAUAUAUUUGUAUUGCUAAUAACUAUUUGUGAAAUAUUAAUAGGCAUCUGUUAAUUGCCUUGUAUAAAGUAAAGAAUAAAAGUGUUGCUGGUCUACAAAUCAUUAAGCGUUUGUGACAUUUAUGUUAAUAUAAAAAUUGUAGGAAAUGGCAUGGUUCUCUAUUUCUCAAUAACAAAAUAUUGUAGAUGUAUAGUAGCUGGCUAAUGCAGAAUUAGAAUAUGCAGUGUAUGUUUUAUUAAAAAAAUGAAGUCCACUGAUUAACUGAAUUCCAGUUUAAGACCAAAGAUAUUCCUGAAGAAGCAAUCACAUUUUAACCUGAAAAGAUCUGUUUAAUACUAAACGAAAAAUUUUCUGAGUAUGGUUCAGAUUAUUGGUUUUAUAGCUAGUCCUGGACUUAUGACUGUAACUAAGCUCAGAAUUAUGAUUGUUAAAUUGUAACUGCUAUGAGGCUUGGUUGUGGUAUGUUAAUUUUAGGGCAUAAAUUAACUCUUCAUCUGGUGAUGCUCCAUCUCAAAACUGUGGGAAACUGUGCUAUUAUCUUCAGCAGCUGGGAUCAAAGAGGGUUCUGGAGACCACAAAAAUAUGACUCUGGUGCCACCUGGGCCAUAAAUAGCUGGUUGUGAUCUCUUUGCUAAAAUACAAAAAUUCUAUGGGAUUAUAGACUCACUGUGUAGUCCCAGAUGUUAUAAUUCAAUCAUUUGGUCUCUGUUGCUUUUCUCUUCCCUCCCUUCCACAUUUUUUUUUAUUCAUGGCUUCUUGGAGGUCUCCCCACUUUCCUUUGGCAAAACAAUUUCUUGUUUAAUAGCAUCAAGUAUUUCUUUGUGUCUAGUUGGCUGGUUGUUUUUCCAUCUGAGUUUCUUGGAAUGUAUCUCUGCCAUCCUUGCCUUUUCAGUUCAGGAAACCUCAGUUUUGUUAACCAUAGACUUCCUCUUAUAUAGUCAUACCAAAGGAAGGCACUAUGUAAUGAAUUCCAGUUUCAAUACUGAAAGAUGAAAGAAGCAUUAUCUUUUAAAUAUGGUAAAUUGUUUCAAUCCUUUAACAUCUAAAAUAAAUACCUGCAUGCACUAAAGCAUGACACUCAAUAGGACAUUAAAUUUUCCCUCAGAUAGCCUAGUUUACUGUGGGAAAGAAUCUAGUUAAAAUAAGGUAAAGGUUCCCCUCGCACAUACGUGCUAGUUGUUGCCGAUUCUAGGGGGCGGUGCUCAUCUCCAUUUCAAAGCCCAAGAGCCAGUGCUGUCGGAAGACGUCUCCAUGGUCAUGUGGCCAGCAUGACUCAACACGAAAGGAGCACGGAACGCUGUUACCUUCCCACCAAAGGUGGUCCCUAUUUUUUCUACUUGCAUUUUUUAUAUGCUUUCGAACUGCUAGGUUGGCAGAAGCUGGGACAAGUAACUGGAGUUCACGCAGCACUAGGGAUUCGAACCAUUGAACUGCCGUCCUUUCAAUUGACAAACUCAGCUUAUUAGCCACUGAGCCACUGCAUUCCUUAGUUAAAAUAUGCAUGGUAAUAAAGCAAAAUAACACUGUGUACAUAUACACUCACAGCCAGAACACCCUUCAAAGCAAGUCUCCCCCCCCAAAAAACAAAAACAAAAAAAACCCUUGUCUGCUUUAAUGCUUUGAACAGCCCCAAUGAGUGGAUUUUUGUGUGGUAUAAAAGUGGAUUUACUAUCCUGGGUGCUAUGCGCUGUGCUGGAAAAAGAAUUCUUCUUUAUGUUUGUCACACUUGGCUGCAGGAUGUGUCCGUUUUUCCACUGUGCACACCUUGAUCUCCCAGCAAAGUUAUCAAUGCAUGAUGCAACAAGGGCUUUGCUUACCAGCUGGCUUAUCAUAGCGCCUGUCCCUAAUUAGGGUUGACUGGCCAAGGCAAUCCAGCUGGCUUCUGUGCCUUAAGGGAAAACUAGAUCCUGGAUCUUGUUAACCCUACAUCACACUAGCUGGGCUAGAAGGGAAUGAAUCCUAGUAGAAAAACAUUUGAUUCCACACUAAGUAACUUGAAAAAAAUUAACCGCCUAGAUUUUCCUUUUAAGAACACUUUCAUAGAGGUGUCAUGCCUAAAAUUGGAAGCCACAACUGUUAUUACAAAAAACCCACAAAAUAUAUGUAUUUCAAAAAGCCAUUUUAUUGUUUCAAUUUCAACAAUUACAUUUCAGGCACUGCAAUUCGAAUGAUUGCUUCAAAAAUACAAAAAUGUGUCUGCUACAUAAUAUGCCACUGCGAGUGACUCUCUCAGAAUAAAUCAGUUUAUUCCAUUUCUUUCUUUCUUUAGCUAGCUCUAAAUACAUGGGAAAAUUUACUUGAAAAAUGUUUUCAAUUUACUGCAGUUUUUCCAUGCAUUGAAAAGGAAAGAAAAGCUAGUAGGGACCUGAAACUGACAUAUGUUAUAGUAAAAAAGAAAGAAA